Pneumocystis murina B123 is the source of this 1978-nucleotide messenger RNA. RefSeq lists its product as hypothetical. NCBI's taxonomy places the organism in Eukaryota, Fungi, Ascomycota, Pneumocystomycetes, Pneumocystales, Pneumocystaceae. The record is from RefSeq and is a predicted model, not a curated record. Bases 35 to 1978 code for a protein of 647 amino acids. The transcript is spliced from 5 exons. Gene Ontology annotation, molecular function: RNA binding.
UUUUUUUGUUCUUUUAGGUCCAGUUUCUUAUGUUAUGCCUCUUCUAGAGUCAUUAGAUUCUAUUAUUAUUGUUCAUGGAUCAACAUGUUAUGAAUGUGGAAUUGGUGGAUCCAAAGAAGCACCAGAACUGAUUGAAUUAUCAUGGAUUUUAGUGGAUGCAAAGACACUAGAAGAACAACAUAAAGAAGAUUUUUUAGUACGACCUGUAAAUACACCUAUAACAAAUCUUUCUAAUUUUAUUGCUUUGACAUGGGAGAAUAUUCAAGCGGCAGGAACAUUUCGUGAAGUUAUUCAUCAUUUUGCUACAUUUAUUCAAGAAAAAUUGAUUCUUAAUAAUAAAAAUUUUAUUUUUGCAGCUUUUGAUGCUAAAAAAUUAACAAUUCAGCUUCCGAAAGAAGCUAGAGAUAAAUCAGUUAUUUUACCGUCAUAUUUACAACAUCCUAGAGUAUAUGAUUUACAUACAGAAUAUUCUCGUUGGCAGUCAUAUCAUCCUGAAACUUUAGUCUAUCGAUCAUCAAAUAUUACUCAUAUUCGGAGGAUUUUGGAGACAGAUAUACAUGCACUAUCACAGUUUGCUCAACAAAAUUUUCAAGUUUCUUUUGAAAAUACAUCUCCUAGACGCGCAAUAGAUGAAUGUUUAGAUUUAUUAUAUAUAUUUAAAAGUCUUGUAGAGAAGUCGAAGCUUGUAGACAAAUAUCCUGAUAUUUUUUCCCGACCAUUAGAUAUUAGAGCUGAUGUCAAAGCUUUUCUCGCAGAAAGAUCAUGUAUUUUAUAUAUGGCAGGCUUACCUUAUGAUAUCACUCAAUCGGAAUUAGAAAACUGGUUUACACAACAUGGGAGUCACCCUAUAGCAUUUUGGACUUUAAAAACACCUGAUCAAUAUAAACCCACAGGUAUUGGAUUUGCAAUUUUUUCUUCACAUGAAGAAGCAAUAAAAAGUCUUGUAAUGAAUGGAAGAGCUAUAGAAGAUAGAAUAAUUGAGAUUUCGCCUAGCAGUAGCCGAGUGUUAGAGAGAGCAGCAGAAAUACUUAUACCAUUUCCACUAAGUAAGAACAAACCAAGACCAGGUGAUUGGAAUUGUCCUUUUUGUGGAUUUAGUAAUUUUCAAAGAAGAACUGCUUGUUUUCGUUGUUCUUUUUCUGCUUUCCCAGCAAAUAUAAAUGAUGAUCCUAUGAUGGCAUGUUCGUAUGUUUCAUUUGGAGGGAAUUUUCCUUUACAACCAUCUGUUUCAAAUGCAGAUCCAUCAUUUCCAUCAUAUCCAUUGGCUAUUAGAACUUCCACACAAGGAGGAAAUGUUCCUUUUCGUGCAGGUGACUGGAAAUGCAAAGCAGAAGGAUGUGGGUAUCAUAAUUUUGCAAAAAAUACAAAUUGUUUAAAAUGCGGUGCGAAUAAAAAUACAUUUACUAUUACAGAUCAUAAUAUUUCUUCAUCUUCUAUAUCAUCACAAAUACAACCAGUUGUAAAUCCAACAAGUUAUCUUUCAAAUUCUAAGAAUCCUGCUUAUUCACAUCCUAUGCAGCAAAUCCCAUUAAAUACAACGCAUAACAGUUUUUACAGAUCAUCUAUUUUAACGUCAUUUUCUCCUUUGAAACAACCAGCAGUUCCUAUAAACAAUGAAACUAUUGCUCAAAGUAAUGGAAGUAUCGUAAAUAAAGAAAAGGUAAUAACAAAUAAGAAUAAUGAGAAAGAAACAAAUACUUGGCAUUGUACAUCAUGUUUUUUUAUAAACUUGAAAUUUCGUAACACUUGUUUGCUUUGCGGCACUGCUAUUUCAAAUACUCCUACAUCUGCAUCUAGUAUAACUAAUUCUACUAUCAUUCAGGAAAAUAGUGAUACUCUUGAAUGCUUUAAUGAAAAUAUGACUUCUGAACUACUUCAUGAGGAUCUUAAGGCAUUGAUAAUAGAUGAUAAUAAAAGUUUAAUAGAUAUAAAAAAGGAUACAUCUUCAAAAAUGACUUUAUUGCCUUUAGAUUCUUAG